This is a messenger RNA of Medicago truncatula (barrel medic), 5025 nucleotides long. RefSeq lists its product as uncharacterized. Gene Ontology annotation, molecular function: zinc ion binding; RNA-DNA hybrid ribonuclease activity; nucleic acid binding. The record is from RefSeq and is a predicted model, not a curated record. The transcript has 4 exons. NCBI's taxonomy places the organism in Eukaryota, Viridiplantae, Streptophyta, Magnoliopsida, Fabales, Fabaceae. The coding region runs from base 1 to 5025 and encodes 1674 amino acids.
AUGGAAAAUUUCAAUGUUGAUAUUAAUGAUUCACCAAAUGCUUCCUCAGCUGGAUCCUCUGAUUUGUCACAAGAGGCUUUCUUUGAGCUGUGCGUUGUUGGGAAGCUGUUGACGGACAAGCCAGUGCGGUUCCAAUUCAUGCAGGAGAGGCUCUCAAAACUUUGGUGUCCUGGCCAAGGUGUUACCAUUGAACAGGUUGAAGACAACAAGUUCAUAUUCCAAUUUUACCACCAAUGGGAUAUGGAAAGAAUCCUACAAGAAGGGCCAUGGACGUUUGAUGGCUUUCUGCUAGUGCUUAAGAAGGUCAACAUUGGCGAAGCUAUUGCUGACACAGUCCUAGAUGAGGUUGAAAUAUGGGCUCAGACAUGUAUGGUGUUCGAGAAAGAAGACGGUAAUGCUGUCAAUCUGUCAUUUAAAUAUGAGAAACUUGGUGUAUUUUGUUAUUGCUGUGGUAUCUUGGGACAUACUAAUCAAUAUUGUCCUAAGAGACUAGAACCUGAUUUUGUGGAUGGUGUGCAACUUUGGGGCAAGUUCUUGAAUCCGAGUAAUCGUUCUGUUGGCGGAGGCGUAACUGUGAAUAAAUGGUUGCGUGGUGGUAGGAUGGCUGGUCGUGGUGGUCGUACUGAUGAAGGAAGAGGUACUGGUAAUAGUAAUGGCGUUGCUGAUGUUAAUGCAAGUCCUUUCAAUGUGGUGGUGAUGGGCCCUUCCAGCGAGCAUGCCCUGUUUGGAAGAGUUAAAAUCAUACGUGGUAGGGGCUUUACUUUUCACAAGUUAGUCACAAGUGUUAUUGGCCCUAAUGGGGGAGGUGAAGGUCAAUGGGUUCCUUUUAAUCUGAACAAUACAGACAUUCACAACCAAGUCACUAUCAGAAGGCUAGUUAAUGGUAUGGCUGCUGCUAAUGCUAGAGGCGCUUCUGCAAGUUCUCUAAAUACUAAUGCUAACCCAACACAUCAGCAAACAACUCUCAUGCUAACAAGGAAUACAGGUGAUUUUGGACAAACUUCUGAACCAGGGUGGGUGGUGUGCGCAAGUAAGAAGAAGCCGGUAAUGACAAGACAUAUUGCUGCUGGACCAUUGGUGAUAAGGGACGGUCCUCGUGAUUUACAGGCUGUGCAGACACAAAACACACAAUGUGAUGGUAAAGGUAAAGCAAAAGAAGCAUUUGGCCCUGCUAUAAAAAAGAGAAUUCGGCCAAGUACAACUCAGGUAGAUAAUGUAAGUAUGGUGGCUGUACUUGAACAGGAAGCAAGUGAUAUGGUGCUGGACUAUGUGAAUGAAGGUAGUGCUGCUGAAGUGAACUCUAGUGGUGGUCUUGUUUUGUACUGGAAUUCGUCGGUUAACUGCUCAAUUUCUAAUUACUCUAAUAAUCACAUUGAUGCUGAGAUAACAGAUAUUAAUAAGGGGGACUUCAAUGAUAUUCUUUCUCCUCAUGAAAAGAAGGGUAAUAAUGAAAGGGCGAAUUGGCUUAUCAAUGGUUUUAGAAAUGCUGUUUGUGAUUCUGGGCUGGCUGAUGUACAUACAGAAGGUUAUCUUUAUACAUGGUUUAAAAGUCUUGGCACCACCAGAGCUGUUGAGGAACGUCUUGACCGUGCUCUUGCUACUGAGAGUUGGCAGAUUCACUACCCUCAUGCAGUUCUAGAGAAUCUGCCAGCACCUUCUUCAGAUCACUACGCUAUUAUGCUCUCAUGUGAGCCGAUAUCCAAUAACAGAAGAGUGUUGCCUCGGUUCAAAUUUGAGAAUGCCUGGUUAGCUGAUCCCGAAUUUAGCAGUUUUGUCACUGAUAAGUGGAGUUCCUAUGGAGUUUGCCCGAUUGUUGAUAAGUUAGAAUAUUGCGCUUCUGAUCUCACAGAUUGGAGCAGAAACAAUUUUCAUAAUUUGAAGCGUGAAAUCAAUACUUGUCGACAGAAAAUUGAUAGAAUGAAGAGUCAGGUUGAUAGUGAUAAUAUUCAUCAGUUUAAUGAGUUGAGGAGUCGUAUGACUCAGCUGUUAAUUCAAGAGGAUGCUUUUUGGCGUCAAAGAGCAAAGACUCUUUGGUUACGGGAUGGAGACCUUAAUACUAAGUUCUUCCAUGCUGCGGCUUCUUCAAGACGAAAAAUUAACAAAAUUCAUUCGUUGUUGGAUACAGAUAACAACAGGAUUACUGAUGAAAAUCAAUUGUGUGAUGUUGCUCGAAAUUAUUUUGUUGACUUGUUUCAAGAACAGAUUAGUGACACCGAGCCGGUCAUUGAGGCUAUUGAAGCUUCAAUUUCCAUUGAAGAUAACAAUAACCUCUUAGCCCCUUUUGUUGUUUCUGAAUUUAAAGAAGCUCUUUUUUCCAUGAAGGCAGAUAAGUGUCCGGGGCCAGACGGAUUCAAUCCGGGUUUUUUCCAAAAAUUUUGGCCAUCUUGUGGCGAAGAAUUAUUCCACCAGUGUUGUCAAUGGUUAGAUACAGGUAGUUUCCCUCCAACUCUCGAUGCGACCACCAUAGCUCUUAUUCCGAAGGGUAAGUCUCAAACUUCUAUGAAAGACUGGAGACCUAUAGCCUUAUGCAAUGUGAUUUAUAAGGUGGUAGCGAAAGUGUUAGCAAAUCGACUCAAAGUUGUUUUAAAUAAGUGCAUUUCUGAUAGUCAAUCUGCAUUUGUUCCGGGUCGAUCUAUCCUAGAUAAUGCUAUGGCAGCCAUAGAGAUCAUUCAUUAUAUGAAGUCGAAAGUCAAAGGUACAUUGGGAGAUGUUGCUCUUAAGCUUGACAUAAGUAAAGCGUAUGACAUAAUUGAUUGGAGUUAUCUGAAAAGGGUUAUGAUAAAAAUGGGUUUUUCUGAUAGAUGGAUAAAUUGGAUUAUGAUGUGCAUCGAAACUGUUGAUUAUUCUGUUCUUGUCAACGGUAAUAUUGCUGGUCCGAUUAUAUCAGGUAGAGGGUUGAGACAAGGUGACCCUCUUUCACCUUAUCUCUUUAUCAUAUGUGCAGAAGGGUUAUCAGCUCUCAUCAGGAAGGCAGAGGCUAGAGGAGAUAUUAAUGGGGUAAAGAUUUGUACAAGGGAACCAAUUGUUUCCCAUUUACUGUUCGCGGAUGAUUGCUUCUUAUUCUCUUGUGCAAACACUAAUCAAGGCGAGAAAAUGAAGCAUAUUUUGGAAGUUUACGAAAAAGCAUCAGGUCAAGCAGUUAACCUACAAAAAUCAGAAAUCUUUUGCAGCAGAAAUGUUUCGACCGUGGAUCAUAAUAGUAUAGCUAAUAUUCUUGGAGUUCAAGCUGUAUUGGGCACUGGUAAGUAUCUUGGUCUGCCAUCUAUGAUAGGAAGAAGCAAGAAAGCAACUUUUAAUUUCAUUAAGGAUAGGGUGUGGAAGAAGAUUAACUCAUGGAGCAGUAAAUGCCUCUCCAAAGCAGGUCGAGAAGUUUUAAUUAAAUUUGUCCUUCAGUCUAUUCCCACAUACUUUAUGAGUCUAUUUACUUUACCGUCAUCUCUUUGUGAUGAGAUUGAAAAGAUGAUGAAUUCAUUCUGGUGGGGUCAUUCAGGAGCUCAAAAUAAAGGUAUCCAUUGGAUGUCAUGGGACAGGUUAUCUAUGCACAAAAAAGAUGGAGGCAUGGGAUUCAAGAGUUUAGGGACUUUUAAUCUUGCUAUGCUUGGUAAGCAGGGGUGGAGAAUUAUGACCAACCCUCAAACGCUUAUAGCUAGAAUGUACAAAGCAAGAUAUUUUCCGCAUAGUAAUUUUUUUGAAGCUUCAUUGGGGCAUAAACCAAGUUUUGUUUGGAGAAGUAUUUGUAAUGCUAAAUUUAUCCUUAGAGCGGGAAGCAGAUGGAAGAUAGGUGAUGGGUCCUCAAUUCCAAUUUGGAAUAAUAACUGGCUUGUUGGUAAUGGAUACCUUACACUUCAAAAUCACGGUUCAAAACCUUUUGAUAAUCUCAAAGUUUCGGAUUGUAUUACUCCGGAAGCUAAAGCUUGGAAUGUUCCUUUCUUACUUUCUAUUUUUGAUCAACAUAUAGUGAAUCAGGUGAUGAAUACGCCUUUGUAUCCCUCAGUUCAUGAUGAUAGACUUGUUUGGACGAAGGAAAAUAAUGGUGAGUAUUCUGUUAGAAGUGCAUAUAAAAUGUGUAUGCAAGAAUUACUUGAUGUCAAUCAUUUUAAGGCACAAGGACGUUGGGAUCUGAUCUGGAAGCUUAAAAUUCCUCCCAAGGUGAAGAACUUCAUAUGGUGUGUUUGUCGCAACACUUUACCAACACGUUUACGCCUUAAAGACAAAGGGGUUAAUUGUGAUCUGACUUGUGCUUUAUGCAAUAUGGUGGAGGAAGACAGUUUUCACCUUUUCUUUCGUUGCCCUGGUAGCUGCAAUAUUUGGAGCAUGUGUGAUUUCUUUAGUACUGUGAAUAAUGUGAUAAAUCAAGGUCAGGAUAGUGCAAGUGUUAUUUUCCAAUUGUUGCAGGUGUUAAAUGGUGAUGAGGCAGCGCUGUUCUGCUGCAUUCUUUGGAGUAUUUGGAAGCAACGGAACAACAAGGUCUGGAAUGAUGUGAUUGAAGCGCAGGUUGCUGUUCUGGAACGUGCAAAAGUACUUUUACAAGACUGGAGAGCAGCUAAAUCCUACCAGCAACAUUCUUCAAGGAUACAAAAUACUGUCGAUACUUCAAAGUGGAAGAAACCAGUUGUAGGUCGAUAUAAAUGUAAUAUCGACGCCUCUUUCUCUAAGCACUUAAACAAGGUUGGUAUAGGAAUAUGUAUAAGAGAUGACACAGGUACGUUUGUCUUAGCUAAAACUGAAUGGUUUAGUCCGAUAUGUGAAGUUCGUAUAGGAGAAGCUCUUGGUUUAUUAUCUGCUCUAGAAUGGGUUCACGAGCUUAAUCUUGGUCCUAUGGAUUUUGAGAUGGAUGCGAAAAAGGUUGUUGAUAAUUUCUUAUCGACAAAUCAUGAUGCAACUGAGUUCGGAAAUAUCAUUCAAAAUUGUCAAUCUCUUUUUAGGAAUUAUUAUGAAAACUCUAAGGUUGAGUUUGUGCGGAGACAAGCAAAUGAGGCAGCUCAUGCUUUAGCUAAGGCGGCUACAUUGUCAGCUAGUUUCUAG